UCCAUCAGAUGCCCAAAAAAGCUAAACCAGCUGCCUUUGAAAAAAGCGGAGAAAAAGGAGAGAACCUCUGGUCCACGAGGAGGAAAGCGGACACCCUUCUCUUCAUCCGGCCAGACCUCCUGCUUCUCCGGCGGCCGGAGCGCCGGCGCGACCAUGAUCCCGAUUACAAUAUCUAGAGUCAACCAGUUUGACGCUGCGAGGCUUGAUGUUGAAAUGUCCGCCAUGUUGAAAGAGCAGUUAGUCAAAGUAUUCUCUUUGAUGAAGCCAGGACUCUUAUUUCAGUAUGAGCCUGAACUCGAUGCGUUCCUUGAGUUCCUCAUCUGGAGGUUCUCAAUUUGGGUAGACAAGCCAACCCCAGGGAAUGCACUCAUGAACUUGAGGUAUAGAGAUGAACGGGCAGCACCGAUCGCAGGAAAAGAGGUCAGAACAGGUUUAGAAGGACCUGGGCUUUCAGUUUCUCAAAAGAUCUUGUACUGUAUUAGCACUGUUGGUGGCCAAUACUUAUUGUCCCGAUUGCAAUCCUUUUCUGCUUUCCGUCGAUGGGGUGAUUCAGAACAGAGACCACUAGCACAUCGUGCUUGGGGCAUGGUGCAGCACGCUGAAGGACUAUACAGAGCUGUUUCAUUCUUUAACCUGUUGUCAUUUCUUUAUGGCGGAAGGUAUAAAACUCUUGUGGAAAGAAUUCUGAAAGCAAGACUUGUGUAUGGGAGCCCCAAUAUGAACAGAGCAGUGAGCUUUGAGUACAUGAAUCGGCAGCUGGUUUGGAAUGAGUUUUCGGAAAUGUUGCUUUUGCUUCUGCCCCUCUUAAACUCAUCCUCAGUAAAGAAGUUCCUCCUUCCUUUCUCUAAGGAUAAAUCAGCAAGUUCUUCUGGUGACGAAGCAAACUGUCCUAUAUGUGUCUCUAGUCCUAGCAUUCCCUUUGUAGCUCUCCCAUGUCAACACAGGUAUUGUUACUAUUGCCUACGAACGCGCUCUGCGGCUACAAGUUCUUACAGAUGUGCACGCUGUAAUGAGGUUGUCGUUGCGAUUCAACGACAUGGAUCAAGUUAGUUGUACUUGGGCUCAAGAAUUCUUGCACAAACCCGCACCCUCUGUUGUAAACAAGAACGCUUCUUUGCCCACCACCAGCAGAUUUUUGAAGCUCCGGUCUACAUAUUACUGACCUGAAGCAAAGACAAAUUGUUGUAUGGAAACUGGUGGUGUAAAACGUCAUGUUUUGUUUGUAGAAGCUAUAGAGAAGUCUGCGAGAUGGAAUUCUGGGUCUGUGCAGACAAAAAUAUGUUCUUUUUAGAGCAAGAAGCAUGUAGUUUGUUUUUGUGGAAUAUAGUAAUUUUCUGGUGAUUUGCAGUUUAGCUGGGUACUGUAUAUUUUUAUGGCAAGAGCCAAGAGGUACUUCAAAUUGUACCCGAAGUCCCUAGAAGCCGCGAUUUGACUUCUAAAUCAUUUAUGAAAAUUUAUAUGGGUUUAGAAGCCA
Molecule: messenger RNA, 1474 nt
Organism: Triticum dicoccoides
Lineage: Eukaryota; Viridiplantae; Streptophyta; Magnoliopsida; Poales; Poaceae
Product: peroxisome biogenesis protein 2-like
Exons: 8
Coding region: 154-1050 (298 amino acids)
Biological process (GO): protein import into peroxisome matrix
Cellular component (GO): peroxisomal membrane
Molecular function (GO): zinc ion binding
Source: RefSeq, a predicted model, not a curated record